Onychostoma macrolepis is the source of this 1803-nucleotide messenger RNA. It is a transcript of the gene csnk2b, whose product is annotated as casein kinase 2, beta polypeptide. Gene Ontology annotation, molecular function: protein kinase regulator activity. Gene Ontology annotation, cellular component: cytoplasm; protein kinase CK2 complex. The record is from RefSeq and is a predicted model, not a curated record. The transcript has 7 exons. NCBI's taxonomy places the organism in Eukaryota, Metazoa, Chordata, Actinopteri, Cypriniformes, Cyprinidae. The coding region runs from base 147 to 794 and encodes 215 amino acids.
AAUUCCAACAAGACCCGCAGAUCUGUGAGAGCGGAAGUGACCUGCCUUAUGAUCACGUGCUGUAUGUAGAGCGGAAGCCUCCAAUCAGCGUACAGUUGUAUCGCUGCGGCUAACAUCGACCCCGGGAGAUCCUUGAGUUUCCCAACAUGAGUAGCUCAGAGGAAGUGUCGUGGAUUUCUUGGUUUUGUGGUCUACGGGGAAACGAGUUCUUCUGUGAGGUAGAUGAGGACUACAUUCAGGACAAGUUUAAUCUUACGGGGCUCAAUGAGCAAGUUCCCCAUUACAGACAAGCCCUUGACAUGAUCCUGGAUCUAGAACCUGAUGAGGAGCUGGAGGACAACCCUAACCAGAGUGACCUGAUUGAGCAGGCUGCUGAGAUGCUGUAUGGACUGAUCCAUGCGCGCUAUAUCCUCACUAACCGUGGCAUUGCCCAGAUGCUGGAGAAGUACCAGCAGGGAGAUUUUGGCUAUUGUCCUCGUGUUUACUGUGAGAAUCAGCCAAUGCUGCCCAUUGGACUCUCUGACAUUCCUGGCGAGGCAAUGGUGAAGCUCUACUGCCCUAAGUGUAUGGAUGUGUACACACCCAAGUCGUCCAGACACCAUCACACUGAUGGAGCCUAUUUUGGCACUGGUUUCCCUCACAUGCUCUUCAUGGUGCAUCCCGAGUACCGGCCAAAGAGGCCAGCCAACCAGUUUGUGCCCAGGCUCUAUGGUUUCAAGAUUCACCCGAUGGCUUACCAGCUACAGCUGCAGGCAGCCUCCAGCUUCAAGAGUCCCGUCAAAGCGAUCCGCUAAGAACCUGAGCAGGGCGGGAUGGGGUGGGAUCGGGUGGGGUGGGUUGUGUGUCUGUCGCCAUGGCCUCACUCUUCUCCAACAAUUUUAGAUUCGACCAAGACUAAGGUUUAAAUACGGAGAGAGUGAGACUAUAAAACACUCUAGGGAGAAACAAAAACCUUACCUCUGAAACACUGUACAGAAAAUGGGGUGUUCUUUGUGAAAACAAUUUCAGUUCUUAACCUCCUUAUAGAAAAUAAAGUUAUAAUUAAAGAUAGAUACCUGUAGGAUGGCUCUGCUCACUCUGGUCCUGUUUUUUUAGUUCCUUAAGGUUAAGUAACGUUCACAUGCAAGAGCGUCAUGAAUUGACUUGUCUUAUUAGUUCAUGAUGUGAUGUAUUGUUGAAUAUAACAGUAGGGUUGAUCGAUCGUUAAAACCACAGAUAUAUCGUCGUUCAAUCCCCUCCUCCGUGCAACCAGAUAUUUGGCUUACUUUAAAGCGGCUGUUGCAUGAAAAAGGCAGUAUAUUUUGGAUUUGUUUUAAGCUCAGAGUAAUAUAGCUGGGAUCGUCUGUGACUGUUCUUUGUUGACAGACUGCAAGCUUUCAGUGCAUGUAUUAGAAAAGACCAGAAAUGGGAAGACAAAAAUGCAAUCAGGAAACUGUCUCUGUCUUAAAUAGACAAGUGUUUUGUUUUAAUCAUCAGUCCUGCACUCCUUGUCAGAACAACGCCAACCUGCUAAGUUCCUCCGGUGUCAAGAUUACUUCAGAGAGAGUUUACUAGAAUUACCACUGAACCACAAUUAAGACGUUUUUUAUGUUUGGUAUGGGCCCAGGUUUUUCUUCUCUGGUUUAAAGUAUUUCUUCUGGUAGAGAGGCGUAAAGAGUAGAAUAUAUAAAUCAGUUUGAAUGCAUUUGAUGUUUCGUUUAAUUUUUUUUGUUGAUCCUGUUGAAUUUUUUUUUUUUUUUCUUUCUCCUUUACAGCUGUUGAGGAACCAGGGUUCAGAAUUCACAAUAAAUGUCUUUUCCUAAA